Messenger RNA from Melozone crissalis (California towhee), 2375 nucleotides. It is a transcript of the gene RNF212B, whose product is annotated as ring finger protein 212B. Gene Ontology annotation, molecular function: SUMO transferase activity. Bases 1603 to 2289 code for a protein of 228 amino acids. Gene Ontology annotation, biological process: protein sumoylation; homologous chromosome pairing at meiosis; reciprocal meiotic recombination. Lineage: Eukaryota; Metazoa; Chordata; Aves; Passeriformes; Passerellidae. Gene Ontology annotation, cellular component: synaptonemal complex. The record is from RefSeq and is a predicted model, not a curated record. The transcript is spliced from 11 exons.
AUGGGGGCUUCGGGGCGUCCCCUGCGCCCCCCCCCAAAUCCCUGAAUGAUCCCUCAGAGGGUUUUAUCGGGGCGUUUCCUGCCCCUCUCCCUCCGACCCCCGGGAAUCAGAAAUUGGCUGGAAUUACACAAUGACGGAUCACGGGAUCCCGAGAUAGAGGGAUUCGGGGGGAUCGGGGUUUUGGGGUGGCCCCUAUGCCCCCCAGAUUCUCCCUCGCGAGGGCCUGGGGAUGCAUUUCUGCUCCCCGCCCCCGCCAUCCCUAUAAUUAAAAAUGGUCGGAAUCGCACAGCGAGGCUGGAGGGUUCAACAGUGGCAUGGAGGGAUUUUGGGAUCAGGUCAUGAUAGGAUUGGGGUUCUGGGGUGACUCCUGUGCCCUCCAAACGCUGAGCCCCUCCCCCGAUAUUCUGGGGGUGCUUUUUUUGCCCCCCAACCUCCCAAUUAAAAAUUGUUGGGAUUAUGCAACACAGCCAAAGAUUUAGCAGAAUUUUGUGAUUCUGGGAGCAUGGAAUAGUAAGAUCAGGGUUUUGGGGUGCUCCCCCUGCACCCCAUGCCCCCAAAGCCCCCCAAAGGGUUUAGGGGUGCUGGGGUGAGAGUGUGGGGUCUCCAUCUCCUUCCCUCACCCCAGGCACUGGUUCCUGAAGGAUGGGAAAAGCUCUGCAUGGCCAUACUGGGAUCACUGGAGGUGACCCCAAAAUCUCACAGUUGGACAACGUCAUCACCCCUGGCUGGAGUCCCCAAAUCCAUAUAGUGGAACAAGGCUGCUCAGAGACAUUUAAUUGAUGUCAUCAGCAGAUCCAUGUGCCCAAAUCCCAGGAUUCCCAUCCUGGGGACCCCAUCCCCAGGGUUCUGGAAUCCCUGUCCCCACUGGGGGUCCCCAUCCCCAUCACAGUGUCCCCAUCCUGACACCCCCAUUCAUGUGUCCCCAUGCCACUCCCAAUGUCUCCACAGGCUUGCCCUGGUGUCCCUGUUUCCAUCCUGGUGUCUCCAUCUUGAUGUCCUUAUCCCCAUCUGCCCCCAUAGGUCCAGGUGUUGCUGUCCCCAUACUCAUGUCCCAAUCCUGGUUUCCCUGUCCCCAUCCAGGUGGCGUUUUCCCCCCUCACAUUUCCCACUUUUUUCAUCUCUCCCCUUUCUUGCUCUUUUUCUCUUCUUUUCCCCCACCAUUUCCUUUAUCACCUUUUCCGCCCUUUUCCCCCUCACAUUUCCCACUCUUUUUUCUCUCAUGUUUCCCACACUUUUUUUUUCCUCCCUUUUCCCACCCCUCUUCCUCUCACCUUUCCUGCUGUUUUUUCCCCUCAUGUUUCCAACCCUUUUCCCCUCACAUUUCCGACCCUUUCCCCCUCACGUUUCCCGCCCUUUUUGGCCUUACGCUUCCAGCCCUUCUUCCCUCACAUUUCUGACCCCUUCCCCCUCACAUUUCCCGCCCUUUUUGGCCUCACGCUUCCAGCCCUUCUUCCCUCACAUUUCUGACCCUUUCCCCCUCACAUUUCCGUCUCUUUUUCCUCUCACCUUUUCCCACUCUUUUCCCUUCACCUUUCCCCCUCAUUCCCUCCCAGGCUCUCCUGUGUGGAGGCAGCACAGGCGGCUCCUCGCUCCAGCACCACCAUGGACUGGUUCCACUGCUGUCACUGCUUCCGCCAGGAUGGCGCCCGCUUUGCCAUCACCAACUGCGGCCACAUCCUGUGCGAGGGCUGUGGGGGCUCAGGUCCCUGCCCAGUCUGUGGCACCACCUGCCGCUACCUGCCCAUAUCUGAUCAGAUGCGCCCAGAGGAGAAGGUUUUCUUCAAGAACCCAGUGGCCCUCGCCCUCAAGCACCUUGCCCACAUCACGCAGGUGUGGCGGUUCCAGAUGGCACAGGCACAACUUCUGGUGGACUUGCACCGGGACAGAACUCGGCGGGUGCAGGCAGAGCUGGACAAGGCCAGAGAGGAGCUGGGGGAGAGGAGGAGGGAGCUGGAGUCACUUCGCCGGGAGAAUGAGGAGCUGCGCCGCAUGCAGCUCUCCCCAGGCUGGCGCUGGAGCAGCCACAGCAGCACCUCCCGUCCCUCCCCCACACAUUCAGUCACCCCCCAGCCCCGCCGGCAGCUCAGCAGUCAAGUGGUCAGCCGCUUGGCCCCACUGGAGCCCCCCCAGUCCCACAGCACCCCAGGAUGGCAGGCUGGCGUAGCCUACAGAAAUUCAGGGACCUCCAGCGUAGUGCCCCCCUUGGCUGGGACAAGCGAGGUACAGGGCUCUGGUCUGCGGCUGGCGAGGGGCGGGCGCUCCCAGUGGGAUCUCAACCCACGGCCAUAAAGGACAAACAGAGAUCUCUGACGGGAUCCGAGGCUCCUGAACAGGAGCUCCGGGGCUUCCCUGGAUGCUAUACCUGGAGAUAACUG